Molecule: messenger RNA, 554 nt
Organism: Trametes versicolor FP-101664 SS1
Lineage: Eukaryota; Fungi; Basidiomycota; Agaricomycetes; Polyporales; Polyporaceae
Exons: 2
Coding region: 243-554 (103 amino acids)
Source: RefSeq, a predicted model, not a curated record
GCGGACUGAUCACGGUCAGAGUUCAUGGCGAGUAUGUCUUGUCUUUGGAGGCUGGCUAGGAAGACUGGUAAGUUUGCGGAGGACGGUGCUCACAACCGCGAUGUUUAUAGUAUUUAGGGCGCACCGACAUGUUCGGAUGCUGAGGGAGGGUACAACGCCCCCCGGGCGAUAUUCAACGCCUUUCCGUUCAUAUCAGGCGUCCUGUCAGCCACAAGGUGGAAUAUUGGGGCUCAAUCGGAAGUAUGUGUGAGCAGAGCUGGUGGAUUAUAUAUCGUCGCUCCGAGGUCGAAGGUGUCCGAGUUACCGUAAUUUGGUGGUGGAUUGCUGAUAUAAGGGGGCACUGCCAGGGAUUGGGGCGGUUUCCUGCGCAGCCAAGCGCUCCUAGAUGCUCGGUUGCCGCUAACGCUUGCGAUCUCCGCGGUAUGGGUUCGCUGACCGAUUGCACAAAGAAUACCGCGGAUUGCGAACUAAAUAUUGCCUCGACUGGCCUAGGGAUGGACACUAGAACAGAGAAUCGAUCGCGGCUCGUCACCGCGCGGGUAUGCCAGGAGUAG